AUGGCAUCCUCGAAGCCUCCUGCAGGUCACUUCACAAUCUUGUAUUUUGCGGCUGCCUCAACUUUCACUGGCAAGACCACAGAGCAUUUGCCCGCCCCGCUCCGCGUACGCCAUCUGUUUGCCAAGCUCGACGACACGUAUCCUGGCUUCAAGGAGCGCGUGCUGAGCAGCUGUGCUGUCACUGUGAAUCUCGACUAUGUCGACCUAGACGACGAUGACGACGGUGCCUCAUGCGUGGACAUGGAGAUCAACGCAGGCGACGAGGUGGCCAUCAUACCGCCUGUCAGCUCGGGCUGA
Messenger RNA from Ascochyta rabiei, 297 nucleotides. RefSeq lists its product as uncharacterized. Gene Ontology annotation, biological process: Mo-molybdopterin cofactor biosynthetic process. NCBI's taxonomy places the organism in Eukaryota, Fungi, Ascomycota, Dothideomycetes, Pleosporales, Didymellaceae. The coding region runs from base 1 to 297 and encodes 98 amino acids. The record is from RefSeq and is a predicted model, not a curated record. The transcript has a single exon. Gene Ontology annotation, cellular component: cytosol.